Molecule: messenger RNA, 1735 nt
Organism: Fragaria vesca subsp. vesca
Lineage: Eukaryota; Viridiplantae; Streptophyta; Magnoliopsida; Rosales; Rosaceae
Product: E3 ubiquitin-protein ligase PRT1-like
Exons: 7
Coding region: 125-1477 (450 amino acids)
Biological process (GO): proteasome-mediated ubiquitin-dependent protein catabolic process
Molecular function (GO): zinc ion binding; ubiquitin protein ligase activity
Source: RefSeq, a predicted model, not a curated record
CAAAAAAGAAAUAAACACGUGUUAAGAUAAUGAUUGGUGGUGAUGAGAUAAUUAUCGGUGAAUGAUAUGAUGAUGGUGAUAGAGAAUCACCAUCUUUUGUUGCGAGUCUGGAAACCUAUUCGAUAUGGAAGACAAGGAAACCCUAAUUAAGCAUGUAGAACAAGACCCUGCUGAACCUGAACCUGAGGAUUACCGAGAAGAGUUCCAGUGCUGUGUUUGCCUGGAACUUCUUUACAAGCCAGUUGUAUUAGGAUGUGGCCACAUUUCGUGUUUCUGGUGCGUCUUCAAUUGCAUGAAUGCUUGUCAUGAAUCCAAUUGUCCAGUUUGUCGACACCCAUAUAAUCAUUUCCCUAGAAUCUGUAAUUUGCUGCACUUCAUACUCCAAAAGUUGUAUCCGAAAGCUUAUCAUACAAGGGAAAAGCAAGUGGGAGAAGAAGAGAAGAAAGCUGGCUACUUUUCACCUCAAGUUCAAAAUCCGCUAGCAGGACCAGAUCCUACUGAGUCAAACAUUCCCAGAAAUGUUGCACAUUCUCCCCCUUGUCCAGAGUCGAAGAACUCUAAAGGUUGUUCUUCUGGGGCUUCACUUGUAAAUUCACCAGAAGUGUUAGACCAUGAAGCUAAUAUUGCAAGCUUUCCAACUUCUUCAAAGAAUGUUAAACCAACUGAAAAUGCAGCAGUCCAAGAGCAUUGUUUGUAUGGUAAUGAUCUUGAAAAUGGAACUCACAAGGAGAUUUCUGUUUCUGAUCUACUCUGUGCUGCAUGCAAGAAUUUGCUCUUUCAACCUGUCGUUCUCAAUUGUGGCCAUGUAUAUUGUGAAUCUUGUAUAAGCAUCCCAGAAGAUGGAAUUUCUAGGUGUCAGAUUUGUCAAAGCAUGCAUCCAAAUGGAUUUCCAAGUGUGUGCUUAGUUUUAGAGCAUUUCUUGGAGGAGCAGUAUCCUGAAGCUUAUGCACAUAGACAAGCAUCUUCACUAAAACAAGCUGACAGUCGGUUGAAUGUUCGUCAACGUGCCAAACGAUCAUCAUCAACACUUUCUGAUGAGUACUUAUCCUGCAUGUACGGUGGCGGGCCGAAAGUUCACAUUGGAAUUGGUUGUGACUACUGCGGGAUGUCUCCGAUUAUUGGUGAGAGGUACAGAUGUAAAGACUGUGUGGAGAGGAUGAGUUUUGACCUAUGUGGAGCAUGCUACAAGGCCCCUUCCAAGAUUUCUGGUCGGUUUAAUCAGCAACAUAAACCAGAACACAAGCUUGAGAAUGUACAGCCAGAGAUAAUAGACUUCCUUACCUACCAGUCAGAUGAAGAUGGCUCCGAGGUUCUGGAACACCUAGGAAAUAUUCCUCCUGUUCCACAUCCACAAGAACCAGAAAAUGGCUCUAACAAUGUGCAGAAUGAUUCUGCUGCUUUUGUGAUGUCAGUUGAUACUUCACGAGAUCCAGAUGAUGAUUUUAAUGAUUCCUUACCAGAUUUGACUCAAGAAUGAGAAGGUACCGAGUUAAAAUCCUAAAAUCGAAGUAAUAUUCAAAUUCUUUUCAGAUCCAAUUAGUAAUGUGGUUUCAUUGUGCUUUCUAGUACCUUUGUUCAAUUUUCUUUCGUGAGAAAGAUGUUUAUUGAACUUGAGAUAUGAUUUCAAUAAGGAUAUGGCUAGAGAGCUACCGGUAGCAAAUUACUUGGGAUUUUUUAUGGUCGAGAACAGUUUUGUUUCUUUUGUUUGGUGUCAAAUACAGGGAAGAGUUCUAUC